UGAAUGCAGAAAAUCUGUAAUAGAUCCUAUUCUUGAAAAACUUGGGCCUAUAAAAUUGACUUUAUCUGGACUAGAAAUAAUGAAUGAUGAUCCAUCAACAGUUGAUGUUUUAUACGGAUGUAUUCAAGAGACCCAGUGGAGUAAUGAUGGCACAUUUCAAAAUUUAUUAGAUAAAAUUGUUGAUUUUUUUUCUAGGAAAGGUUUGAUACAGAAACAGUAUGACCAUGUGAAACUUCAUGUCACAUUACUAAAUUCUUUGUUCAGCCAAGACUCGGAGGAGAUGGCAAGAAAACCAUUUAAUGCUUCAAUAAUAUUAAAUACAUUUGGCUCAUAUGAAUUUGGUUCACAAGAACUUCAAGAAAUUCAUUUAUCACAACGGUAUUCAACAGGUGUGAUGGAUAUUAUCAAUCCACAAUGA
Molecule: messenger RNA, 418 nt
Organism: Ctenocephalides felis (cat flea)
Lineage: Eukaryota; Metazoa; Arthropoda; Insecta; Siphonaptera; Pulicidae
Product: activating signal cointegrator 1 complex subunit 1-like
Exons: 3
Coding region: 80-418 (112 amino acids)
Biological process (GO): regulation of DNA-templated transcription; DNA alkylation repair
Cellular component (GO): nucleus
Source: RefSeq, a predicted model, not a curated record